AUGAGAGAGGAGGUGGCGCUGAAAAUCAACCUGCCCGAGUCCCGCGUGCAGGGGACAUUGAGGGAGCGGGUGUGCCGGGAACUGCCCCGGAUCGUGGGGACACUGCCCAAAGCUCCCCCUCAGCUGCGCAUCGUCCCCGAGCGCUCGGGCGCCGCGCUGACGCUGGCGUGUCACGCCUGGGGCUUCUCCCCGCCCGCCAUCACCCUGAGGUGGCUCCGCAACGGCGCCGCCAUCGAGGAGCCGCGGGGGCCGCCCCGGGCGCUGCCGCUGGGCGACGGAACCUUCCGGGCCCAGGUGAACAUCGAGGUGACGCCGGCGACGGCCGGGGACACCUUGGAGUGCUGGGCCCUGCACCCCAGCCUGGAGGAGGCCAUCAGCGUCACGUGGGGUGAGGGGAAUUUGGGGG
Messenger RNA from Cyanistes caeruleus (blue tit), 406 nucleotides. The record is from RefSeq and is a predicted model, not a curated record. NCBI's taxonomy places the organism in Eukaryota, Metazoa, Chordata, Aves, Passeriformes, Paridae.